This is a messenger RNA of Guyanagaster necrorhizus, 863 nucleotides long. RefSeq lists its product as uncharacterized. The coding region runs from base 43 to 666 and encodes 207 amino acids. The transcript is spliced from 2 exons. Gene Ontology annotation, cellular component: mitochondrial large ribosomal subunit. NCBI's taxonomy places the organism in Eukaryota, Fungi, Basidiomycota, Agaricomycetes, Agaricales, Physalacriaceae. Gene Ontology annotation, molecular function: structural constituent of ribosome. The record is from RefSeq and is a predicted model, not a curated record.
CUGAAGCUGUUGCCAAACAAAGCACCUCUCUUUCCGGCCUCGAUGUCGACGGCGGCGGCGGGCCUCAGUGCUGUCAAAAGAUUUCGUCUGCACGAGAUAAAAGGUCUCCGCCAUCACUUGAAACGAUAUGGUCCCCUUCCAGAAAAACCCGACGCGAAUCCUAAGGCUCUCCUGCUCCCUAAUCCGUUUCUCCCGCGAUUCAACCCAACGAGCGGUAGAUGGGCACCACCCAAGUAUUCCUUGCGACGCCAGGCGGAGCUGGUGAAACAGGCCAAGGUCACCAAGACUUUACACCUCCUUCCCCCAGGUCCCAAAUUGCGGGCGGCGGAGAUUCUCGCAGCUCCAACAAAGAGCCCGAGGCUGAAUUUGGACGAAAAGAAGAAAGCUUUACGGGGGGGUUGGUUAAGCAAGGUUGAAUGGGUUGGAAAGGUCAACGAGAAGCAGGUCAAGGGUGCGGAGAGUGGUACGCGGUUGUAUUCAGGAAAGAAGAGGAUGUUCAAGGGACACAAGUGGGAGCGCGUGAAGAGGCGCCGGUUCAACUACAAGAAGAUUUUGCUGAGGGACAUGGACCAACGCAUCAUGCGGUACAAGAGCUAUUACAAGAACAGGCGGCCAAAUCCUCUGGCUACACCACAAGUCAACAAGAAGGCCAAACUACCAUUCUAGUUCUAUCUGUGUCUACAAUUUCAUUCCUUCUACAUGAUAUAGUGCACAAAGAAAUAUAAGGAAGAAACAUGCCUCUCAUCAAUACGUAGGAGUGCACAGUCCCUUGGCUCGAAGUUUGAGCGCGUUAACUCUCAAUAUUGUACCACAUUCAGCGCAGUAUAUUUCGCAACCACUCACUUAUCAGACCUUGACGCGUU